Molecule: messenger RNA, 1588 nt
Organism: Nilaparvata lugens (brown planthopper)
Lineage: Eukaryota; Metazoa; Arthropoda; Insecta; Hemiptera; Delphacidae
Product: RNA-binding protein 42
Exons: 6
Coding region: 206-1489 (427 amino acids)
Molecular function (GO): mRNA binding
Source: RefSeq, a predicted model, not a curated record
CUACAAUACAUGUACAAACUAACCUCAAAAUUCAAGACAACCAAGAACGAAAAACAAGAUCCAACGUUCUAUUCAUAUUGAAAGCAGAUUGUCAUUUACAGCUUUUUCUAUUAUAUUUUUGAAUUUUAUUUGUGAUUUAAGAUUCAGCGUAUCUGCUAGUUUGACUUUUGUGAAAACGAGUUGAGAUUUUCCUAAACCUUUGAAAAUGGCUUCUAUCAACGAUGAAAAGUUAAGAAUAAUGGAAGAUGAAAUGAACAGGUUCGAGGAGGAGAUCGGUCUUCCAAAUGCUCCGCUAGGCUCUGAGCCAUGCCAGGUGAUCGGCACGGGAACAUAUGACCAAGUUCAGAGGCAACUGGACAUGGAUGGCCCCCUGCCUCCACCUCACAUCAUACCUCCCCCUCCUCCGCCACCUCCCAUGUUCAUUCCUCAGCAGGUGCGCAUGGGUCCCCCCGGCCCUCCUAUGCCUGGAAUGGGACCUCCAAUGCCGGACCAGCGACCAGGCCACCCCGGGAUGAACUUUGUGCCCGGUCCGGGCCCGGGUCCGAUGGGGCCGUUCGGUGGCCCGAUGGGCCCGGGACCAAUGGGCUUCCGGCACCCAGGGCCGCCUCACAUGGGCCCCCCUGGCAUGAUGCCCCCUGGCCCCAUGUGUCCGCCCGGCCCGCCCAGACAUCCUGGGCACAUGCCGCCGCCACAUGGCUUUCCCAUGGGGCCCAUGUCUGCUGCGCCACCCAUCAUGGCCCCGCCCAUGAUCAGUCCUGCCGAGUACAAGUCGCCAAGUGUCAUAAAAAGCAAACCCGUCCCUGCUAAAGUCGUUGUCAGUGCCACACCAAAAUUGUACAUAUCUAAGAAGCCAACAACAGACAGCAAUGGGUCGGCACCAGUGAUUGGAGUCUCCGAAAUGCCACGUAUUGAGCCAUCUUCCGACGACGUGAUGAAAAAGGCGGCAAAAAAGCACACGCCGCAGAAGCCUGGAGGAGUUGUGGCGAAAGAAAUGGCAGAAAAAGUGAAAGCCAGCGCCAUUGUCUCCAUCUCAACAGAUGCGAGUGCUGCAACUGCAAAUGCCAGCAACACACAAACCAGCAAAAAGAAAGACAAAAAGAGUAAAAAGUUCAUUAGGACUGCUGGAGGCAACUCGUGGGAGGAUUCUUCGCUCUGCGAAUGGGAAGAAGACGACUUCCGGCUAUUUUGUGGUGAUUUAGGGAACGAUGUGACUGAUGAAGUGUUGAAUAGGGCUUUCAGUAAAUAUCCUUCUUUUUUGAAAGCGAAAGUGGUGCGUGAUAAAAGGACAAACAAAACAAAGGGAUUCGGAUUUGUUAGUUUUAAAGAUCCUCAAGACUUCAUUCGAGCGACCAAGGAAAUGAAUGGUCGUUACGUGGGAAGUCGACCAAUAAAGCUGCGGAAAAGUACUUGGAAACAACGCAGUCUUGAGGUGGUCAGGAAAAAAGAUAAAGAAAAACAAGCUCUCAUUGGACUAUUAACCGGAAGAUAGCUAGAGUAGAAACGAGGUUUGAUAAGUGAUUAACAUUUUGUCCAACCAAAUAUUUCGAGUGUAAAAAUAUGUUGUACAAUUUAGAUGUUUUGACAAACC